This is a messenger RNA of Eufriesea mexicana, 1509 nucleotides long. It is a transcript of the gene park, whose product is annotated as E3 ubiquitin-protein ligase parkin. Gene Ontology annotation, cellular component: cytosol; mitochondrion. Lineage: Eukaryota; Metazoa; Arthropoda; Insecta; Hymenoptera; Apidae. The record is from RefSeq and is a predicted model, not a curated record. The transcript has 8 exons. Gene Ontology annotation, biological process: protein ubiquitination. Gene Ontology annotation, molecular function: zinc ion binding; protein binding; ubiquitin-protein transferase activity. The coding region runs from base 10 to 1509 and encodes 499 amino acids.
AGUGACGGCAUGAGUUCUUUCUUUGGUUUCAUACGGAAUUUGUUUUUCAAGAUGUUGCAAUUAGUUUGGUUUAGUAAUCAAAAGAUAAAAAAUUCUUUGAAUAUAUAUGUGAAAACUAAUACUGGAAAUACAUUUGCCGUUGAUUUGGAUCCGAAAUGGGAUAUAAGAAACGUAAAAGAGAUAGUGGCUUCUCAAAUGGGAAUAUUACCUGAACACAUAAAAAUAAUAUUUGCAGGAAAGGAAUUGCAUAAUUCAACGAUAAUAGAAGAAUGUGAUUUGGGUCAACAAAGUAUAUUACAUGCUGUUCGAACUCCACCUCAAAAGUUUAAUAAAAGUAAAGAUACAAGUACUAUCGAUGAAUCUAUAGAAAUAUCUGAAUUAAAUGGUAGUGGUGGAAAGCCAAUGAAUGAAACUCUUAUCGAUUUACCUUUGGAUGAAUCAGAUCCACAAGAGAAUUCAUCCAUGGAAGAGAAACAAGAAAAUCGUGCACAUUUCUUUGUGUACUGUUCAGCACCAUGUAAAGCUGUAACAGUUGGAAAAUUAAGAGUAAGAUGUGCAACUUGCAAUAGUGGGGCAGUUACAGUAGAUAGAGAUCCUCAAUGUUGGCCAGAUGUAUUACAGCCAAGAAGAAUAACAAUUCAUUGUGAGAAUGAUUCAUGUCCGAUAUCUACAUCUAUUUCUAAUGAAGAUACUGAAUCUCAAGUUUUAUAUGCACAUUUUUAUUUCAAAUGUGGAAAGCAUGCUAGUUUAGGGGAAAAGGAUGAAGCAGUUCCAUUAUAUCUUAUAAAACCAAACUUGGGAAAAAUACCUUGCCUUGCUUGUACAGAUGUUAGAGGCAUGGUGUUGGUUUUCCCAUGUGAAGCUGGUCAUGUGACUUGUCUUGAUUGCUUUAAAGACUAUUGUUCAGUUCGUUUAAGAGAACGUCAGUUUCAGUUUGAUGAAACUAGAGGAUAUUAUACUCUUCCAUGUCCAGCAGGAUGUGCAAAUUCUUUUAUUCCAGAAAUACAUCAUUUUCAUCUUCUUUCUCCAGCACAGUACGAGCAAUAUCAAAGAUUUAGUACAGAAGAAUAUGUUUUACGUGCUGGUGGUAUUUUAUGCCCAAGACCAGAUUGUGGUAUGGGUAUUAUACCAGAAUCUCCAGAUAAUGGUACUGAUGAAUGUAGAAAAAUCCAAUGUUUUGGUGGUUGUGGGUAUGUUUUUUGUAGACGAUGUUUACAAGGCUAUCAUUUAGGAGACUGUGAGUUGCAACCAUCUGAAUCUUCUAAUACAAUCUAUAAAUCUGGUUAUUCAGUUGAUCCACAGAAAGCUAAUGAUGCAAAAUGGGAUGAAGCCAGUAAUAAAACUAUAAAAAUUUUAACAAAACCAUGUCCAAAAUGUAGAACUCCAACUGAAAGAGAUGGAGGUUGCAUGCACAUGGUUUGUACUAGAGCAGGAUGUGAUUAUCAUUGGUGUUGGGUAUGUCAAUCACAAUGGACAAGAGAUUGUAUGGGUAAUCAUUGGUUUGGAUAA